AUGCUCUCGCCAGCGACGAUAAACGACUCCGACUCCACCGCAGCGCUGCCCCUCGACCGCGUCGAAAGCACCGGCUCUCACUCUCACUCUCAGUCGCGGUCUCACGCCCACUCUCACUCACUCUCUCACUCCCAGGGCCCCUCUCACUAUGGCGCCGCUGCAGUGACUCCCGCUGCGUCGACGUGGGGCCUCGGCGACCCAGCACCCUCGCAGCACCUCUCGUCCGAGGCGUCGACGUCGCCGGCAGAGUCAUGGCGUCUGGAUGAGUUUGUGACGGACCCCGGGUACCUUGCCUACCAGGAGGAACUGCGAUGCCUCAUCUUCAACACAGCCCAAACCGCCGCGCCCACGAGGGAGGGCACGCCGGAAGCCGCAGAUGGCGGGUUCGCGGCUGGAGGCUUCGCUGCGCCGGGGACUAUGCUGGGCGAUGACUCGGCGGCGCGGAGACAUGCUGGGCAGAUCUUAGGGACAGGAAGGAGGUUGGAGUAUUUGAAGAACUACGUCGGUGAAGUCGCGCCAUGGCUCGACAUGUUCGACAGCGACCGCGCCUUUGGAAUUCAAGUCCCGGUGUUGGCACGCAGCUCUCCCGCCCUGCUGUAUGCCGUUUUGGCCCUGUCGGCACGACAAAUGGAGCGCAAAGAGGGCAAGCAGACAUCCUUCGACAGCCUGGAGCUCUACCAGGAGGCCAUCCGGCUCUUGACACCCCUGCUCCAGUCCCGAGACCAAAAGAUCAUCCCAAUCUGUACCAUUCUCUGCUGCUUGGAGAUGAUGUCCGCGAGUGCGCAGGACUGGCGCAAACAUCUCGAAGGCUGCGCGGCGCUCUUUGACUCUUUCUACGUCCACGGGUUCAGCGGAGGCCUCUUACAAGCCGUGUUCUGGUGCUACGCUAGGAUGGAUCUCUGUGGCGCCCUCAUAUCCGACGGCACCGAAAGCACCCUCCUCACACCCUCCAAAUGGCUCCCCAGCGGCGCCUCCCACAACGAAGCGCGCGAGCUCUUCCACCAGUCUGGCGGCACCCCCGACAUGCACGCCAACUACGCCGUCUACCUCUGCGCCAAGGUCUGCGAGCUCGUCGCCGACAGGACGCGCUACUUCGAGCUCGGCGACGCCGGCACCUGCAGCAGCCCCGACGAGCUGACCGACCGCUGGGUCCGCCUCUGGGAGGACCUCCAGGCCUGGACGCGCGACCGCCCGCCCGAGCUGCUGCCGGUGCAGAGCAUCCAGAGCAGCCCGUUCCCGCAGAUCCUGUUCCUCCACUGGGCGGCGAUAUCGUCCAACCAGCUGUACCACACGGCAUGUACCCUGCUGCUCGGGUCGAUGCCGCGGCCGCUGAGUAUCAAGCUCGGCGGCGUCACGGGGUCUGCGAUAUGGCACGCCAAGUGUAUUUGUGGCAUCUCCCUGGCGAAUCCGCACCAGGGCUGUCUGAAUAAUGCGAUUCAGCCGCUGUGGGUGGCCGGCAGGCUGCUCAGUCACAAGUCGGAGCACGCGCUGCUGGUGAGGCUCAUCCGUAGCAUCGAGGCCGUCACCGGAUGGGGAACGUGCUGGAGGAUCGACGACCUCGAGACUGCGUGGGGAUACAAGGUUCGCAAAGAGCUCAGGGGAUUUUACGCCUCGCGAAACUACGGUAACCGUUGGACUGGUAUCGUUUACACCAACCCCCAAUCUUCCCUCACCCUGGCCGCGAACCCGUCAACAUUCCACCCAGCCAGCGCCUUCACGCGCUCAAAACACUCCAGAAUCGCCCGCUGCUGCGGCUCGUACGUCAUCCGCUGCGCCGCGAGGUACAGCGACGCCACGAGACACAGGUCCCAGCUGUCGCGGCGGUCGUUGUUCAGCGCGAUGCCGCACACCCUCUGCGCGUGCCACAGCGGCGACGUCGCCGACGAGGAGCUGCCGCUCGACUUCUUCGUCCCCGCCGCGGCCUGUAGCGAGCAGCAGCAUCGCGGUGUGGUAGAGCUGGUUCGCGAAGACGGCGGCGCCGUUGGUGAAGAGGAUGAUGGGGAAGAGGGUCUCGUCGCCGCCGUCGAUCUCGACCAUCGGCCGGAACUCCUGCGCGCGGUUGGUGUACCACAGGCCCAGCGCGUCGCUGAGCAUCGUCCAGCGGUGGACGGGCGUGAGAGGGGUAGCGCCGUUGGCAUUGGGAGUGGUGGUCUGCGGCGGGAAGCUGCCGCUGCAGAAGUUGACGACCUUGGCACAGAGGAGGAGAGGCUCGAUGGUGUACUGAAAGAUGGUCUCUGCGACGGUGGAGGAGGUGUUCCACUGCUGCGACAUGGGGUUGUAGUUUAG
Colletotrichum gloeosporioides is the source of this 2286-nucleotide messenger RNA. RefSeq lists its product as uncharacterized. The coding region runs from base 1 to 2286 and encodes 761 amino acids. The record is from RefSeq and is a predicted model, not a curated record. Lineage: Eukaryota; Fungi; Ascomycota; Sordariomycetes; Glomerellales; Glomerellaceae. Gene Ontology annotation, cellular component: nucleus. Gene Ontology annotation, molecular function: DNA-binding transcription factor activity; transcription cis-regulatory region binding. The transcript has 5 exons. Gene Ontology annotation, biological process: positive regulation of transcription by RNA polymerase II.